GGGCCGGGGUCGUGGGGACCGGAGCCCGGGAGGAGGGACCGGAGCCAGGGGCGGGGCUUUGGUUUCGCGGGGCUGCGUACUGAGACCCCCGGGGACAGAGACGCGCUCCCCCCCCUCCAAGCCCACGUCGCCUCGCAGCGUCCCCACGGGGAGGAGCCGGCCAACCGGAGUCACUCGGCGUCACCAAAGUUUGAUUCUCCUCCCCGGGAGGAGUCUCCAGGCCGCGGUCCCUCCGGGCACCGGGCGCCACCGCCUCCCAGGCCGGUCCCCGCGUCUCCAUCGCACGGAGUCGGAGUCUCAAGUCGGGAGACGCUGCGGGCCUGCGCACGCGCCGCCGCCGCCCUCGCCCUCUUCGCCGGGUGCUCCAGGCCCCCCCACUCCCGCCUCCCCAAGUUCACGAGUUACCGGAGUGGACGGACGGCGGGGAGCCCGCGCGGGGCCAUGGAGGAGCCGCUAGGGUCGCCGCCCGCCGCCCUGUCGGCGUUGGAGAAGAACGUGGCGGAGCUGACCGUCAUGGACGUGUACGAUAUCGCGUCGCUCGUGGGCCACGAGUUCGAGAGGGUCAUCGACCAACACGGCUGCGAGGCCAUCGCACGCCUCAUGCCCAAGGUCGUGAGGGUCCUGGAGAUCCUCGAGGUGCUGGUUAGCCGGCACCACGUCGCUCCCGAGCUGGACGAGCUGCGCCUGGAACUGGACCGGUUGCGCGUAGAGAGGAUGGACCGCAUUGAAAAAGAGCGCAAGCAUCAAAAGGAGCUGGAGUUGGUGGAGGAUGUGUGGCGGGGUGAAGCACAGGACCUCCUGUCCCAGAUUGCCCAGUUGCAGGAAGAGAAUAAGCAGCUGAUGACCAACCUCAACCACAAGGACGUGGGCUUCUCAGAGGAGGAGUUCCAGAAGCAGGAAGGCAUGUCAGAGCGCGAGCGACAGGUGAUGAAGAGGCUGAAGGAGGUGGUGGACAAGCAGAGGGAUGAGAUCCGAGCCAAAGACAGGGAGCUAGGCCUGAAGAAUGAGGACGUCGAGGCUCUGCAACAGCAGCAGACGAGGCUAAUGAAGAUCAACCAUGACCUUCGGCACAGGGUCACCGUGGUCGAGGCCCAGGGGAAGGCCCUGAUUGAGCAGAAGGUGGAGCUUGAAGCAGAUCUGCAGACCAAGGAGCAGGAGAUGGGCAGCCUGCGGGCAGAACUCGGAAAGCUUCGGGAGAGGCUGCAGGGCAAGCAGAGCCAGGACGGGGAGGAGGAGGCUGAGAUCCAGCUGCAGCCAGAUGGAGAGGAGUCCAUUUCAGACGCAGAGAAGGCUGCGCUGGACCUCAAGGAUCCCAACCGCCCGAGGUUCACGCUACAGGAGCUGCGGGAUGUACUUCACGAGAGGAACGAGCUUAAGUCCAAGGUGUUUCUGCUGCAAGAGGAACUGGCCUACUAUAAGAGUGAAGAAAUAGAAGAAGAGAAUCGAAUACCCCCGCCUCCAGCCAUCACACACCCGAGGACGUCCCCCCAGCCCGAGUCCGGGAUCAGGCGAUUUAAAGAAGGUCCUUUAAGUGACGGGUUUAGCUUUUUCUCCCGGGACAAGAAGCGUCUGGCCAACACGCAGAGACCCACACACAUCCACGAAUCCUUUGGCCAGUGGGCAAUUACCCACCGAGAUGACGGGUACACAGAGCAAGGACAGGAAGCCCUGCAGCACCUGUGACCAUACCUCUGCCUGGACUGCCUGCAACCCACUCCAGGUGGCGGGCUGCCUCAACAUCAGCUCCUCAAACGAACUGUCUGCUUUGAGGACGGAUGAUGAAAAACUGAUGCCAAAUUCUAAAGAAGUGUUUUAUUUAUCUGCAGGGUUACCCAGUUUAUACUCAAUGCCUCAAACCCCUUAGGACUUAUAUUUAAUAAGAUGAGGAUAUGAAACCAGAUCACAUUAAUUUCAGUUAACAAGCUUCCUAAGCUGAACACAUUGCCACUCUCAUAGCUGUUUGACUCCUAGGUUUCUUAUUUUGUUUUGUUUUCUUACAGCCUUUGUCAGUGAGGAGCAGUGGAAGGGAGUUUUAUAUUAUGAAGUUGUCCUGGAGGUAGCAGGCUAUGCAGGAAGUGUGAAUCGGACAGGUGGAGCCUCUAAUCAUAGGAUGGGCUACCCAAUGUGGCUGAGACACAACAGGAAAUCAUGCAGUCCUUCUAGCCACCCGGUAGAAACCACCUUGGGAUUGUUCUGCUUUGUUCCUGAUGAGGCUAGAGGCCCAAGCAGCCUGCCCGAGAUGGUGUGCCUUGGAAUCUGCUGUGAGCUACACAGUACUAACCAAACAAAGUUGUUUAGGAUGACACAUCAA
Mastomys coucha (southern multimammate mouse) is the source of this 2311-nucleotide messenger RNA. RefSeq names its product Rab interacting lysosomal protein like 1 (gene Rilpl1). The record is from RefSeq and is a predicted model, not a curated record. NCBI's taxonomy places the organism in Eukaryota, Metazoa, Chordata, Mammalia, Rodentia, Muridae. Bases 442 to 1683 code for a protein of 413 amino acids. Gene Ontology annotation, molecular function: protein dimerization activity. Gene Ontology annotation, biological process: cilium assembly. The transcript has 8 exons. Gene Ontology annotation, cellular component: ciliary basal body; cytoplasm.